Penicillium pulvis is the source of this 954-nucleotide messenger RNA. RefSeq lists its product as uncharacterized. The coding region runs from base 1 to 954 and encodes 317 amino acids. NCBI's taxonomy places the organism in Eukaryota, Fungi, Ascomycota, Eurotiomycetes, Eurotiales, Aspergillaceae. The record is from RefSeq and is a predicted model, not a curated record. The transcript is spliced from 2 exons.
AUGGCGACUAGUCAUCUUAAAAUUCUGGAUGACCUAGCGCGAGACUUGAAAGUGAACACGAAUGGUUUACUAAAUGCACGGAAGUUGGCUAAGGGCUACGAAGACCUCGUGGUUGUGCUUAUCGAGCCCACCGAUAAGGCUGCAGAAGUGCCUUAUACAGAGAUGUUAGCUGCCUCGCCAACGCUGCUCUACGUGAAUGAAACUUUGCAAUUUGCGUCCGGUGAUCAGAGAGACAUCGAUAAUACUAUUGUCUUAGAUGUUCGGGCUUUUCGAAGUAACUCUGUCCGAACCAAUCAAAGUCUGAAUGAUCAGAUCCGUGACGACGAGUUAGCGUACAGCAAAUUCGAGCAAAUCAUGAAUAUUUUACGUCCUCGUGUCGUUAUUGUGUGCCAAUGCGCGACAGAAAAAGUGAACAACAUGUUUGUGCGAGGUAUUUGUUCGUCUGUCGAAGAAGCCGGAGAUAUAUAUAUCCAGAAGUUCCCAAACGACCACGAAUGUCUCUUUGUGCAAAGCUUUCAUCCUAUGUACUAUGGAAGGUCGGAAGACUGUGCCCUUAAGAGGGUCAUGCGUGAGUAUUUAUUCGAUACCACCUUCAUCAUCGCGUUAAAUGCGCUAGCUGGGGAUCGGAUAUCUGGCAUGGGGGUCAAGAAUCUUAGAAGAUGUGCGCAAGAUGGGCCUGCUUUCAUCGUUGCACCUGAAGGAGUCUAUAUUUCCUAUCAGUGGGUAAAUCAGCAGGACGUCGCGUCAGGCAAACUGUUGAAAUGCUUACAAUCUAUGGAGCGCUUGCAAACCAUUUCACGACCGCUUGAAGAAGUUGAUCGGGUUCUCGCAAGAUAUAAGGGAACUGAAUGGAGCCGUUCUUCCUUGUUGGAUCUUACAUUGAAAAAGGAUAUAUUGGAGAAACUCGGCGGAGACAUUAAACCGUUACCACCUACGCAACCCCUUGCUUGGUAG